CCAAUCAAAUCGCUGUGUUAUGUUGUUGCUGUCAUUUCUAUUAUUACUACAAUAGUGAAUGUUUUAUUAUUGAGUGUGUGUGCUGGUAGUAAACAACGGAGUUGUUGCCUUACAUACCUGCACAAUUUAGUCGGUGGCGUAUGUGUGGACUGAGGCAGAGGAUUUAGUUCGAAUGUGGAGUGCAGUUGGUCACAACGAACUGGAGUGUGGAGUUUAGUUAACGACGACGACAACAACAACAACACAGCCUGGAGUGUGGAGUCUCACUGCAGAAGCAACAACGCAUUGAGUGAAGUGUAGUUGCAACGACAACAACAAUAACACUGUGGUGUCAAGCUGCAGCAAUUACAAUAACAACAACAACAACAUUGACUCGAGUGUGGAGUAGCACUUUGACUGAAGUGUGGAGUGAAGCCAGAAACUCAAGACCUUUGAAGUGCUUAAAGAACAAGGUGCAAAAAGGUUCAUAGCCAGGAAAAAGUUAACGGCUCAGACGGGAAGCUAAAAGGGACCAGAGAAAUUUAGCUGACAUCAGUAUGGCAUUAGUUGAAACAGUGAGAGGAUAUGAACACAGUGAAGAUUUAAUCAAUGGCAACGUUGAUGAUAGAUGCAAGGAUGUUGAUGAUGAGGAGGCUGAAGAACACAUGAAGUUGGACAAUAUAAAACCUCUUAGAAUAAUCCGCAAGGCCAAACGGCCAAGCAAGGCAGUGGAGGGCCAUGGCCAUCUACAGAAUGGAGGGGGUUCUAGUACGGGCACUCUCAUUAACACUGGAAAUAGGUUGGCCUUCUCUAAGAAUAGCCGGCGGUCAAGGAAUGGCAAGGGUAGGGGUCUGCCCAAGAAAGGCGGUGGUGGUGGCAAAGGCACUUGGGGACUUCCCGGUGAAGAGUUAUAUGAAGAUGGUAUUUGUACAGAUGUCCGUGAUCCCAAUUAUGAUCCUGAAAGCCAGGAUGAAUACAUUGUGGAGGAAACGGAACCUGAAAUAGAUGAUGAACAAGUCACAAAAUUGGUAGAGCCUAUUCUACUUGAGUAUUUUGAACAUGGGGACACAGGUGAUUUCAAGGACUCUCUUGAAGAUUUAAACAUGUCAAAGUACACGCCGCAGAUUGCUGAGAUGGCUAUAAAUCUGGCUCUGGAUCGGAAAGGAUUGCAGAGGGAGAUGACAUCUGUUUUGAUAUCGGAUCUCUAUGGAGAUUAUCUCUCUCAUGAAGACAUAGCUAAUGGUUUUGACAAUGUCUUAAGAAGCCUUUCAGAGUUAACCUUAGAUGCACCAGAAGCGCCAUUGGUUGUUGGUCAGUUUAUUGCUCGAGCUGUGGCUGAUGAUUGUCUGCCUCCAAAGUUUGUCAGUAGUUACAAAGGCAAAGUAGAUUGCCCGCAUGCCAGAGAGGCCCUUGAUAAAGCUGACAUCUUGUUAACUAUGAAACAUGGAAUUGUGAGGUUAGACACAGUAUGGGGAACUGGUGGUGGUGUGCGACCUGUAAAGUUUCUUGUCAAACAGAUUGUUCUGUUAUUGAAGGAGUACAUGUCCUCAGGUGAUAUAGCUGAAGCUACACGCUGUCUGCAAGAGUUGGAUGUACCACACUUUCACCAUGAACUAGUCUAUGAGGCAACUGUUAUGGUCCUUGAAGACUCCAGUGACAGAGCUGCUGAAAUGAUGUGUAAACUGCUUAAAAGUUUGUGUGUUGCUGUGAUAAUUACUCCUGAACAAAUGAGUCAGGGAUUCCGAAGGGUCUAUGAGGCAAUGCCAGACAUCUGUUUAGAUGUUCCUGCUGCCUAUACGAUUCUGGAGAAGUUUGCAACAAUGUGCUUUAAGUCUGGUGUGCUGUCCAGAGAAUUGUACCAAGAGCUACCUCAGAGGGGCCGUAAACGGUUCGUCUCAGAAGGUGAUGGUGGUCGUAUCAAAGAUUCUCAGAAUUAAGUUUCCGUCAGCUCUCCCGGUGCCAGUUGAACGACUAUGGACAUUCCUGUUUCAAACCUGUCUGACUGCUGUAACCA
Messenger RNA from Octopus bimaculoides (California two-spot octopus), 1993 nucleotides. RefSeq names its product programmed cell death protein 4. Gene Ontology annotation, biological process: negative regulation of DNA-templated transcription. The record is from RefSeq and is a predicted model, not a curated record. Gene Ontology annotation, cellular component: cytosol; nucleus. Lineage: Eukaryota; Metazoa; Mollusca; Cephalopoda; Octopoda; Octopodidae.